This is a messenger RNA of Symbiodinium pilosum, 2505 nucleotides long. NCBI's taxonomy places the organism in Eukaryota, Dinophyceae, Suessiales, Symbiodiniaceae. The record is from the annotation of a GenBank genome assembly.
AUGAUCAGGCCAGUGUUAGAAAGCAUGGUCUUCCGGGUGACGCUGGUUGCCUGCCUCAUCUUCGCACUGUUUGGAGGGGGUCUGUUUGUUGUUUUAGAUGUGCCUGACGAUCCGGGCAUUUUGGUCCUCGACACCUUGAUGACAGCUGUCACAAUCCUUUUCCUGUUGGAGAUGGUCAUUAAUGGGAUCGUGGACUACAAAACCUAUCCACUGUCCUUCUUCUUUUGGAUGGAUGCCCUGGGCACUGCGUCAAUGAUCUUUGAAAUCUCGACGCUCCUUGGAAGUUUCGGCAAGAUGCAGACUGCCAACGGGUCAGUCGACGCCAUGCUGAUGCGCACAGCAAGGGCAGCCAAGGUGGGUGCUCGGGUUGGACGUCUGUCCAAGCUUAUGAAAUGUCUGAGCUAUUACUUGAGGGAGAAGGACAAAAAUAUGGACAUGUCAUCUAACCCGGCAGAGGCCAAGAAACUGUCGACCCGCUUGAUGAUGACUCUGUCCACGAAGGUGUCGUUCCUGACCAUUUUGUUGGUGCUUGCGGUGCCAUUGUUCACAAUUGGACAAUACCCAGAGCAGGAUUUGUCUAUGCUUCUUUGGGCCAAAAGACUGGAGACGGAGUACAAGCGUGCCUACGAUCAGUUGCAGGGACUUCCAGCAGGCAGCACAUCUACGAUCUUCAAGGACUCAGUGUUGGAGAUGAAAGAUUUCUAUACGAUGGUCAACUACUUCGUGUACGAGAUUGACGGCUUUGACAAGGAGGUGAACAUAUCAGGAAAUAUCUCUUACAUCCCUGGCGCGGACGAGCUUGUGGACAUGCCUGGCGUUAUGCAGAUGUCGGACGUUUUUCGUGUCUCAGUGCCGCAUUGUUUGGUGGAGCGGCCAGAAUGUCCAGGGAACGCGCACAUGUACUUCAACUUUCACAGUCCUCGACGGAUCGAAGUGACGGAAGACAUGGCCUUGGCGUUUUUCAUCAUUUUGCUCAUGAUCGGCGUCUCUACAAAUUUGAACCAAACGCUUCACAAGCUGGUGGUGCAGCCAAUGGAAAGCAUGCUAUCCGUGGUCAAAGAUAAUGCGGCCCAGUUGCUGAAGCAGUUUGGACUCGAAGACGACAUGGAGCAGGGGGAAGAAGAGGUGGAGGAAACAGAGUUAUUGGAGGGCAUUUUCAAGAAAUUUGCACGUCUGGCGAGCCUCGCGGCCGGGCGCAACGAAGCCACGGCUGAAGAGCUGGCAGGCAUGGAUGAGUCCGCCAGGGGAGUCAUGAUGGACAUGAUGAAUGUCCAGGUGUCGCCACCAGUCACAACUGACGCAGCUGCUUCAAGCUCUCUGCGAAACAGCGCAGUGUCAGGGGGGCCCACGACAGGGUCAGAAGGUCCAGAAAAUGGGGAAAUGUCCGCAAUGCUGGAUCUACCUGACGUGCCCGUAGUGUCUUCGAUGCCUGUCCCAAGGGACACGGUGGAAUCCUGGGAGUUGGACGUUCUGUCCAUGGAUGCAGAUGCCCAGACAAAGGUGGCGCUUCACAUUUUCUUCGACUCCUUUGUGGGACGAACAACGGGUCGGUACUGGACAGAGGCAGCAACCUUCAAGCGUUUUCACUCGGUUGUUAAAGCGGGCUACAAUGACCUGCCUUACCACAACUAUGCUCACGCCUGCGAUGUUCUACACACAGUGUACAGAUUGCUCUGUUUGUCUGCAGCCAGCAAAUGGCUCGGCAGUGUUGACCAAUAUGCACUCCUGGUUGCGGCACUCUGUCAUGACAUUGGGCAUGCUGGCCGGACUAACCCAUUCUUGGUAGAGCUUGGGGAUGACCUGGCGCUGCGAUACAACGACAAGUCCCCGUUGGAGAACAUGCACUGUGCAAAGCUCUUUGAGAUUGCCUCCAAAGAAGAGUCCGACGUUUUCAAGUCGAUGGAUAGGGAUAACAAGAAGCAAGCCAGGCGAGUUUGCAUCGCAUCAAUCCUCCAUACAGAUAACGCGAAUCACUUCGAGAUGGUCAGAGAGAUCAGCAAGAUUUACGAAAUGACAUCAGAAGUGUGCAACGCACAAGCUCGGCAUCCGGACAUGCUUCCUCAGUAUGUCGAACAGGUGAUGCAGAAAAAUUGCAUGCAGUGGGUGGAACUUUUCUUGCACUUCGCUGAUGUGUCCAAUCCCUUGAAGCCGUUUGAUAUCUGCAAAAAGUGGGCUUGGCGGGUGUUGGAUGAGUUCUUCGAGCAGGGCGAUGAGGAGAAGCGUCUUGGCCUUCCCGUUGGAAUGCUGAAUGACCGCGACAAGAUCAAUCGGCCUGGCUCGCAGCACGGCUUCAUCCAGUUCCUUGUUGCACCCCUCGUGUACACAACAGUGAAGAUCUUCCCUGAACUACACCCCGUGUAUUCACAAAUGGCGGAGAACCUUGACCAGUGGAAAGUCUUGUGGGUGGCAGAGACCGCUCCCAGUGAUGAGGAUGUUGCGAAGAAGGAAGCAGACGUUGCAAAGAUCAAGGAUCAAGCCCUGGAGCUUGAGACUCGAGUUCUUUGA